Messenger RNA from Onychostruthus taczanowskii (white-rumped snowfinch), 1380 nucleotides. Its product is annotated as cilia- and flagella-associated protein 298-like. The record is from RefSeq and is a predicted model, not a curated record. Lineage: Eukaryota; Metazoa; Chordata; Aves; Passeriformes; Passeridae. The coding region runs from base 221 to 1093 and encodes 290 amino acids. The transcript is spliced from 7 exons. Gene Ontology annotation, biological process: regulation of cilium movement.
GGGCGGCCGGAAGGGGAAGCGCUGGCGGGACCGGCGGCGGCGCCGUUGCGGCGGGACCGGGGCCUCCCGGCGGAUCCCGAAGGAGCCGUAAGGAUCCCGGUGCUACCGGCAGGGGCGGCAGCGGCCCCUCCCGCGCUCUCAGAGCCUCCCCAAGCGGUGCCCGCGCUCCCUCCCUGCCGCCGGUAUCCAGGGACUCGGCUCCGUUGCUGAGGGGCCGGCCAUGGUGCGGCUGCACGUCAAGCGCGGCGGCGAGAGCCAGUUUCUGCUGGAGGCGCCGGGCAGCGCCCGCCUGGCCGAGCUGGCGCCGCUCGUCGCCCGCAUCCACAACGGGCGGCUGAAGGUGCAGCGCCUGUGCUCAGAGAUGGAGGAGCUGGCAGAGCAUGGUGUUUUCUUACCUUACAAUAUGCAAGGACUGACAGAUGAGCAGAUUGAAGAGCUGAAGUUAAAGGACGAGUGGGCAGAGAAGUGUGUCCCAAGUGGAGGAAGCACCUUCAGGAAGGAUGAAAUGGGACGAAGAAAUGGAUUUGCUCCAAAUGAAAAAAUGCAGCAAGUUAUAAAGAAAACAAUAGAAGAAGCCAAGGCAUUAAUCUCUAAGAAACAAGUUCAGGCCAAUGUGUGUGUUACUAUGGAGACGGUGACAGAUGCACUGGAGCAGCUCCGAGGGGCUGUCAUGAUUGUGUAUCCAAUGGGAUUGCCUCCACAUGAUCCAAUUAGGAUGGAGUUCGAAGAUAAAGAAGACUUGUCAGGAACUCAUGCUGGAACUGAAGUUAUAAAAGAAUCAGAAGCACAGUUGUGGUGGGCUGGAAAGCAGUUAGAAGAAACAAAGUUGCUCUCUGACUAUGUAGGCAAAAAUGAGAAAACGACCAUCAUUGUCAAGAUCCAAAAAAAAGGACAAGGAGCUCCAGGACGGGAGCCUGUGAUCAGCCACGAAGAGCAAAAAGAGAUGAUGCUGUACUACUACAGGAAGCAGGAGGAGCUGAAGAAACUGGAGGAGGAGGACGACAACUCGUUUCUAAAUGCUGAGUGGGCAGACAACCAUGCUCUGAAAAGGCAAUUUCACGGUGUAAAAGACAUCAAAUGGGGUCCAAGAUGAAGCUCUGCAAACCCCUUCCUAAGCUGCUUGGUUGAUGCUCUUGUUUGAAGCAAGGGGUUGUGUUGUGUGUGGUAGAUUCUUCUGACAGCAGCUGAAAUUGUCACUUCUGUGGCCUUAGAUGUUCAAUAAAUGUUUGUAUUUCUCUGUGACUGCAGCAGCACUUUCCUCUGCAAAGAAAUGGACAAAUUGUCUUGACACUUGCUAUUUUAUUAGAAACUUGUAAUUGGAUAUGGAAAUGUCAAUCUCUUUCAUAGGUAAGAAAUGUAGUAAAUACGCACUGGAAUGUU